GUAUGUCAAAAAACGCCAUCUACCUAAAGGCACAAAGCGAACCGAUAGGAGUCCGUUGCAGACGAAAUCUAGCCUCAGCCUCGACCGGAUAUCUUUUUAAACAAAAAUUAUGAUGGCAAGUAAAGGUUGGAAGGUAGUACAGCCUCAUGUACCGAUGAUUAAAUUCCGUAAGGGUGGAACCGAUAGAGCAACCGCAGGUGCAACCGCCACAUCGCCUGCGCAAUCAGGGGCGGCUUCGUUUCAACAAAAUGCUGCUCGUUCGACGGGCCCAAAUGUGACCGUUCUACCGACCAUAGAGGACAUUUAUCUGCCACCACGGUUUCAAAGGCGACCCAUAGACGAGAAAGAAAUUGCAUAUAUCAAUAGAGGCGGUCCAGAAUAAAUACCUUAAGUAACCGGUGGGGAGCAUCAUCGGCACUAGAGCUUUCUAAGUUAUUUCCUUCAUACGCCUUUCUGUACAAUGUGUUCUAUAAUAAAUAAAAGCAAGACGACUAGCUACAA
Colletes gigas is the source of this 501-nucleotide messenger RNA. RefSeq names its product 28S ribosomal protein S36, mitochondrial. NCBI's taxonomy places the organism in Eukaryota, Metazoa, Arthropoda, Insecta, Hymenoptera, Colletidae. The transcript is spliced from 4 exons. The record is from RefSeq and is a predicted model, not a curated record. The coding region runs from base 110 to 382 and encodes 90 amino acids. Gene Ontology annotation, biological process: 2-oxoglutarate metabolic process.